Messenger RNA from Erinaceus europaeus (western European hedgehog), 1706 nucleotides. RefSeq names its product ADP ribosylation factor 4 (gene ARF4). NCBI's taxonomy places the organism in Eukaryota, Metazoa, Chordata, Mammalia, Eulipotyphla, Erinaceidae. Bases 301 to 843 code for a protein of 180 amino acids. The transcript is spliced from 6 exons. Gene Ontology annotation, cellular component: cytoplasm; plasma membrane. The record is from RefSeq and is a predicted model, not a curated record. Gene Ontology annotation, biological process: vesicle-mediated transport; intracellular protein transport. Gene Ontology annotation, molecular function: GTP binding; GTPase activity.
GGAGGGGCUGGGCAGCUGCUGGAGUCGCCGCGGCUGCCUCGUGACGUGGCACAGCCAGAGACUUAACACCGGAGCCGGAGCUGCCCCGCCAGUUGUCGACCGGGUCGUCACUCCGUUACUUCGUGUCUCGGAGCCGCGACCAAAGAGUCCAUUUGCGAACCGUGCCUGCCGCGCCCAUUCUGCCCCGGCUUGUCUCCAGCGUCGUCUCGCUCAGUUUGCACGAAGCGUGGAACGAGAAGGCCCGGGGACGCCCCACAAGCCUCCUUACUGCUCCUGCCUAUCGCCUGUGCCACCACCGCCAUGGGCCUCACCAUCUCUUCCCUGUUCUCGCGCCUCUUCGGCAAGAAGCAGAUGCGCAUUUUGAUGGUUGGACUGGAUGCUGCUGGCAAGACAACCAUUCUGUAUAAAUUGAAGUUAGGGGAGAUAGUCACCACCAUUCCUACCAUUGGUUUCAAUGUGGAGACAGUAGAAUAUAAGAACAUUUGUUUCACAGUGUGGGAUGUUGGUGGUCAAGAUAAAAUUAGACCUCUUUGGAGGCAUUACUUUCAAAACACCCAGGGUCUUAUUUUUGUGGUAGAUAGCAAUGAUCGUGAAAGAAUUCAGGAAGGAGCAGAUGUGCUGCAGAAAAUGCUUGAGGAAGAUGAAUUGCAAGAAGCAGUAUUGUUGCUUUUUGCAAACAAACAGGAUUUGCCAAAUGCUAUGGCCAUCAGUGAAAUGACAGAUAAACUAGGUCUUCAGUCUCUUCGUAACAGAACAUGGUAUGUUCAAGCCACAUGUGCUACACAAGGAACUGGUCUGUAUGAAGGACUUGACUGGCUGUCGAAUGAGCUUUCAAAACGUUAAAUGAAGGUGGAUAUCUAACCAAGGACAUAUUUGAUAGAAUUGGCCUAGGCUUGUUACAACAAAAUUAGUUUGCAUCUUGGUUAUUAAACAGUAUCUGGGACUGGUUUGGGCAGAAUCUUACAGCAUUUAAACUUAUUUUGUUGCCAAUUAUUAUUUACCAAGUAUAAUGUUGCUGUUCAGCAGUAUUCUUGGUUUUAAAGAAAUUCUCCUUAGCUUUGGAAAAAAUAUCCCCUCUUAACUUGCCUAUCCUUUGCCUAAAUGCCUGGGCAUCACUGUUGUGACAACUUCAAAUAAAUUUGUUUUCCAUGUUUUUGAGCCCACAACAAAUAAUGUUUUGAACUUAAGCCAUUGCUACAGUACUGAAACCUUUGUCAUUCCUGGGACAGUCUGCUGUUUUGAAAGUGUAGCAUUCCAUUUGUAUUUAUUUUUAUUCCUUGCCAAAAAGACUUUCUACUAUUGCUAGUACCAGUGAAGGAAAUGCUCCAAAAACACUAUUUAGAUUUCUUGCACUGAGAAACUCAUUUCCCCCUCCUCUUAUUGAUUCCUGGAUUUUAUCAGUCAAGCUUAACCUUGAUGUGGUUUGGAUUUGGUGGCUAAUGAGUUCUGUGCUGGUUGCAAAGAGUUAUAUUGAGGUGAUUUUUAAAACUCAGCAGAUUGUCUUUCUCUAUAUUGUAUCUUUUUUAUGUUGCAUGUUGCUUUUCGUAUCAGCCUGGCUCUUUGCCUAGUAUAUGAUAGUUCUGAUGUUUUAUUGUUUAUUGGUGAACAUACCUUCUUUAUGAGUUUUUGAAAAACUCAUCAAACUCAAUACAUUUUCUUCAUAACCUGUUUGGAAUUAUUCCUAAUAAAAUGAUAAAAUAAUAUAA